Molecule: messenger RNA, 1230 nt
Organism: Fraxinus pennsylvanica
Lineage: Eukaryota; Viridiplantae; Streptophyta; Magnoliopsida; Lamiales; Oleaceae
Source: the annotation of a GenBank genome assembly
AUGACUUCAGUGGGUGUAGCACCUACUUCUGGCUUGAGGAAAUCCAGCAGCCAUGCAGUGGGGGUUGAUACAUUGCCUGAGGAGAUGAAUGACAUGAAAAUCGGGGAUGACAAGGAUAUGGAAGCAACAGUUGUUGAUGGUAAUGGGACGGAGACAGGCCACAUAAUAGUAACAACUAUUGGUGGUCGAAAUGGCCAGCCAAAGCAGACAAUCAGUUACAUGGCCGAACGAGUUGUUGGUCACGGAUCAUUUGGAGUAGUGUUCCAGGCCAAAUGCUUAGAGACAGGUGAAACAGUUGCGAUAAAGAAAGUUCUUCAAGAUAAGAGGUAUAAGAACCGAGAGUUACAAACAAUGCGUAUUCUUGACCACCCAAAUGUAGUGUCUUUGAAGCAUUGCUUCUUCUCUACAACCGAAAAGGAUGAACUAUAUCUUAACCUGGUCCUCGAGUAUGUCCCUGAAACUGUUCAUCGUGUUAUCAAACACUACAAUAAGCUGAACCAAAGGAUGCUACUGAUAUAUGUAAAGCUGUACACUUACCAGAUUUUCAGAGCGUUAUCAUAUAUCCAUCGUGGUAUUGGAGUGUGCCACAGGGACAUCAAGCCUCAAAAUUUGUUGGUGAAUCCACAUACGCACCAGGUUAAAUUGUGUGAUUUUGGAAGUGCCAAAGUUUUGGUCAAAGGGGAGCCCAAUAUCUCUUAUAUCUGCUCUAGGUAUUAUAGAGCACCUGAACUUAUUUUUGGAGCGACAGAGUACACUACAGCUAUUGACAUUUGGUCUGUUGGCUGUGUGCUUGCUGAGCUAAUCCUGGGACAGCCUCUGUUUCCUGGUGAGAGUGGAGUGGACCAGCUUGUGGAGAUUAUUAAGGUUUUGGGUACUCCAACCAGGGAAGAAAUAAAAUGCAUGAAUCCUAACUAUACUGAGUUCAAAUUUCCACAAAUCAAAGCUCAUCCUUGGCACAAGAUAUUCCAUAAACGCAUGCCUCCGGAAGCUGUUGAUCUUGUUUCGAGACUGCUGCAGUACUCUCCUAAUUUACGUUGCACAGCUCUGGAUGCCUUGACUCAUCCGUUUUUCGAUGAGCUACGCGAUCCAAACACACGCCUCCCAAAUGGACGUUUCCUUCCUCCAUUGUUCAAUUUUAAACCUCUUGAGUUGAAGGGCGUACCAGUUGAGACCCUGCUGAAGUUAAUUCCCGAGCAUGCCAGAAAGCAAUUCCCCUUCCUGGGGUUAUGA